GCCAUGGCAUUUUAUAAAGCUGCCCAAAGGUUCAUAAGCAUACGUGCAGUUACAGUGAAGCCCAUGAAAUUCAACGCAAUUUGGUGAAAAAUUUAAAUCCCAUACAAACAUGGCGGCCUCAACGCUCACGUACUACUUUCGAGCCCCUUUGCACCACCGCAGCCAGCCCCCAUCAAAAUUGAUGGGAGCCGAUGGAUGGAUAUCGGUGAUAUAAAGCACGCGCUCUGGCCCCCAACGCUUUCCGCGCGCGCUACCCCGCCAGAGCGUUCACGUCCGAAGGCUCCACAGAGCUCCCCAAAACGUCGGCCGGGAAGCGAGGCGGAGACCGAUCGAGCGAGGCGGCCGGGCGACAUGGGGGCGGUGGCGAGGCUGCAGGCGGUGGUGGCGUCGGGCAGGGCGGAGAGCCUCCUCCGGGGCGCGUGCGCGGUGGGGUCGGCGGCGUCCGCGCUGCUCCUCGGCCUGAGCGCACAGACCAAGACGGUGUUCUUCAUCCGGAAGAAGGCCGUGCCCAAGGACGUCGAGGCCCUCUGGGUGCUGGUCGUGGCGGCGGCCGUGGCCGCGGGGUACCACGCCGCGCGGCUCCUCAAGCGGCUCUGCUCCGGCGGCCGCUUCGCCGGCGGCGAGGACCGGGGCUGCGCCAGGGCGGUCGCGUGGGCAUGUUUCCUCCUCGACAAGGGAUGUGCGUACGUGGUGUUCGCGAGCGCCGUCGCGGCGCUGCAGGCAUGCUUCGUGGCGCUGACGGGCGUGGAGCCCCUGCAGUGGAGCCGGCUCUGCAACAUCUACACCCGCUUCUGCGUGCAGGGCGCCUUCGGCAUGGUCUGCGGCCUGGCGGCCGCCGUCGGCAUGGCCGUCCUCUCCGUCUUCUCCGCGCGCGAUCUCUUCCGGCUCUACUCGCUGGCUGGGCGCAGGCAGCCGCGGUUGAGAUCGGAAACAAGUCAGACGGGCCUCAUAAGUAAAAAUGAGGCGACGGGAGAUGACUAGGUUCCUUCAUGAAUUCUCAUCGCCAGGCCCUUGGAGUUCGUGAGGUCUGACAUGCAACCUUCAAGAUUAUGAAUACAAAGUGAAGUUAAAUCCAUUGUAGAACAGUCAGAGAAAAUCGUGUGACGAUGUUUCUACGUAUUCGUGAUCAUUUGUUUGUAUAGUCGUUUGCCGGUUA
This is a messenger RNA of Hordeum vulgare subsp. vulgare (domesticated barley), 1156 nucleotides long. Its product is annotated as CASP-like protein 2C4. The record is from RefSeq and is a predicted model, not a curated record. Lineage: Eukaryota; Viridiplantae; Streptophyta; Magnoliopsida; Poales; Poaceae. The coding region runs from base 196 to 981 and encodes 261 amino acids. The transcript has 3 exons.